CAGCCACCCACCGCCGCAUUGGAAACCGCCAACUUUUGCCAAAAGAAAUGGUACGCCACCUUUGCGAAAAUAGUUAAAUGGGAAAGCAGGAAAGUAAAAGGUGGUAUUUUAAAGGUGGAAGUGAAUAGGGUUUAGAGAUUUCCAGAGACGGAGAUCGUGUGUCUGUGUGUGUGCUGCGUCUGGAGCUGUCGGUGGUAUCAAAAGAAAGAGAACGAAAGCUUGCUCGCUUCGCCCUUCCAUCGAUUUCGGAUCUAAGUUGCUUCUCCAUGCUUGCUGAGAGUUUCUGGAAAAGUUUCGAGCAAGAAAGAGUAGCUUCUUGGCUUGUGGAGACCACUACUGUUGUUCUUUGCUUUGCUUGAUUCACGCGCAAGAUCGAGAGAACCCUCGCCUCUUGAAAGGAUCAAGCGUUUCUUUCGGGGAGGGAUUGAUCAAGGCAAAGAUGGCGACGCGGGAGUAUCUCAGCUAGGAACCGAUCGAGGGGGAAGGAAAUGGUGUUUAGGAAACGCUCCGAGUCGCCGACCGUGGCAAUGCUGGGCGAGGCGCUGCCGCCACUGCUCGAAUUCCCGGACAAAUUCGCGGCCAAGAACAGCAACGGCGUCAAGGGAUGGGUGAAAGAACAGCUGGAAAAUCACUUGCAACACCUCGGCCUCCGCGGCAGCGGCGGAAUCGCUCAAUGCAGCAAGCGCUUCAGAGCCAGGCAGCUGCUGGCGACGCUGGGAAUUUCUCUCGGCCCUUUCCCGGUUGGAAAGAUUCCUCCCACCGUCAGCCCCAAAGACAGCCCAAUUGAAACGAGCAGCGCCCAGUACAUCGUCCAGCAGUACAUUGCCGCCACGGGGGGAGCAAAGCUCCACACGUCCAUCCACAACUCGUACGCCUCGGGGAGGCUAAAGAUGGUGCUCACGGAAUUCGAGUCCACCGCCGGCGGCGCGCAAAUGCCCACCACCACCACCACCACCACCAGCGGUAUCGCCACCGCCGCUUCCACCACCGCCAGCAGCAUCAUCCGGCCCGGGAGGGAGCUCUGCGAGUCCGGCAGCUUCGUCCUCUGGCAGAUGUUCCCGGACAGAUGGUACGUGGAGCUGUCGGUGGGCGGUACCAAGGUCCGCGCCGGCUGCGACGCCAAGACGGUGUGGAAGCAGAGCCCCAUGGCGGGAUCGCAGUCGGUCCGCGGGCCAAUCCGGCCGCUGCGCCGCGCGCUGCACGGCCUCGACCACAAGACGCUCGCCUCCAUGUUCCUCAACGCGCGGUGCGUGGGCGAGAAGCGCACGGACGGCGAGGACUGCUUCGUGCUCAAGCUGGCGGCGGACUCGUACGCACUUACCGCAGGGUACCGCGCGGUACCUCCGGCAGACGCCUCCGCCGCGCGUCACGGGGCCGGGGCCGACCCUGCGGACCCCGAGGUGGAGGAGGAGGUGAUACGCCACGUGGCGUUCGGCUACUUCAGCCAACGCUCAGGAUUGCUGGUGAGGAUGGAAGACUCGCAGCUGACGAGGAUCCAGGCCGCGCGCGGCGCGGUGUCCUACUGGGAGGUGACGGUGGAGACGCGGCUGGGGGAGUACCGCGCGGUGGAGGAGGGGGCACCGGUGGUACCGCACGCCGGCAGCACGGUGGUGAGCGUGUUUCGAUUCGGGGAGGAGUCCAUGUGCCACACACGCAGCCGGGUGGAGGAGUCAUGGUGGAUCGACGAGGCGGCCUACAAUGUGGCGGGGCUCUCGGCCGAGUGCUUCAUACCGCCGUGCGACGCGACGCCCGCGCCCAUGGCUAGUGACGCCGGCGAGAUGUUUGCGCAGCACGACGGCUUCAAGGACCAAAAUCUCGGGAGCAGCCAUAGCCUCUGGUAGUAGUUUCUUUAGCUCCAGGUAGAGGAGGGAGGAAUAUUCCUUGGCUCGUCCACUUGGCAGUGUGACGUGGAAGUUUGACGCGUGUCAAUGUCUCAGCUUGACACGUGUACACGUUCUGUGGAAUAUUUCUUGCGCGUAAGAAUCUCACACGUGUAAAGUACGGUAUUUCUGUUA
Molecule: messenger RNA, 2015 nt
Organism: Selaginella moellendorffii
Lineage: Eukaryota; Viridiplantae; Streptophyta; Lycopodiopsida; Selaginellales; Selaginellaceae
Exons: 2
Coding region: 489-1841 (450 amino acids)
Source: RefSeq, a predicted model, not a curated record